This is a messenger RNA of Mya arenaria, 426 nucleotides long. RefSeq lists its product as uncharacterized. Bases 1 to 426 code for a protein of 141 amino acids. The record is from RefSeq and is a predicted model, not a curated record. Lineage: Eukaryota; Metazoa; Mollusca; Bivalvia; Myida; Myidae. The transcript is spliced from 3 exons.
AUGUAUUCGACUUUAGCCGAACAAGGACGUUUCAAACGUGUUCUUCUACAUGGCGAUGGUGAUCUUGCAGCAGCCGUUCAACUUCUGACUACUCAAGUCAACCAACUGAGCUCAGAGGUUACUAACAUCAAGCAACAGAACAGUCAACUGCUAACUCACAAUUCGGAAUUGGAGUCCAAGAUUUCACAGAUGCAGUCUUCUUUUGAUCAACACUCAGCUGACUCAUCUUCGCACCAGAACGGCGGCGCUGUGUACAUCAGAUGGGGACGAACGGUUUGUCCUUUGAACGGAACAGAUCUUGUGUACAAUGUGGUACCAGGGGGUGCCCCGAUCCCUGGUAGCACAUAUGUUUCCUGGAAAAUUAAAGGGACUUCAUUGGAGUCUCAAAAAGAAAAGAAAAAGAUCGAUAAAUGCACACCAGUAUAA